AUGAAAGAUGGAAGGAUCAGCCAAGCUGGAAAAUACAAUGACAUCCUCAGCUCUGGAACUGAUUUCAUGGAGCUUAUAGGUGCUCAUCAGGAGGCUCUUGCAGUAGUUAGCUCUGUUGAUGCCAGUUCUGUCUCUGAGAAACCAGCUUUAGGCGGCCAAGAAGAUGCUAUUGGUCUUGAUGGGAAACAAGAAAGUCAAGAUGUGAAGAACGAUAAGCCAGACACUGAGGAGACCAAAAGACAGCUUGUGCAAGAGGAAGAGAGGGAGAAAGGUAGCGUUGCUUUGGAUGUAUACUGGAAAUAUAUCACACUAGCCUAUGGAGGAGCUCUUGUGCCUUUCAUAGUGUUGGCACAG
This is a messenger RNA of Brassica oleracea var. oleracea, 354 nucleotides long. RefSeq names its product probable non-intrinsic ABC protein 5. Gene Ontology annotation, molecular function: ATPase-coupled transmembrane transporter activity. The annotation marks the transcript as partial. Gene Ontology annotation, cellular component: vacuolar membrane; plant-type vacuole. The transcript has a single exon. NCBI's taxonomy places the organism in Eukaryota, Viridiplantae, Streptophyta, Magnoliopsida, Brassicales, Brassicaceae. The record is from RefSeq and is a predicted model, not a curated record. Gene Ontology annotation, biological process: transmembrane transport.